Molecule: messenger RNA, 795 nt
Organism: Fonsecaea multimorphosa CBS 102226
Lineage: Eukaryota; Fungi; Ascomycota; Eurotiomycetes; Chaetothyriales; Herpotrichiellaceae
Exons: 1
Coding region: 1-795 (264 amino acids)
Source: RefSeq, a predicted model, not a curated record
AUGGCCCUACACAUGCCAACACUCUGGGCGCCCAAUCUCUUCUAUGUGGCCUCUUCCAUCCUGAUUGGCUCCACCAUCGUGACAUAUCUCCUGAAAUUCAUCAAAUUCGACCUGAAGCCCUUUCUCUCCACGAAGCCUGGCAAAGCCCUCGAGGCCACCGUCCAAACAGCCUUGGAACGCUUCCUCAACAUCCUGUCCGUCUCGGACCCUCUCAGUCCCCCCUCGAGCCCAGCCACCAUGGCUUCGCGAGGCUACUUGGAAACCGUCCCCUACCGCCGUGGCUCUCGCCCUGAGGUCGAAGGCAUCAGCAGCCCUAUUCAGAAGACGCAACUACCCCCGUGGGAACAAAAGGAUGUGGAAGACCGCCUCCGCAACCUCAUCAUUGACAUCCCGGCUCGAUAUCCGCAGUCCACCUACCUAGGCCGCUCGACCUUUGAGCCCGAGUCUCCAACCUCUCUAUACGCCCGGCACCGCGCCUUCAAUGAGACUAAGUACUAUGGAGAGAUCCUCAGUGCCAACACCGAAGACGGCUUCAUCCACUCAACGCUCCACCCCAGUGAUGUCAAGACCGUUAUCGAGAAGGGCUGGGGUCAAAGACAUCCUCUCUCCGGCCGAGUCGGGUCUCGACUCAUGCGCCUGUUUAACGCCAACCAGCCGAGUCCUGUCGAGGGCUCUCAGGUUCUGCUCUACGCGCCCCGCAACCAGGAAGACUUGGAAGUCAUCAAAGACAUCAUCAACGCUGCAGUUUGGUGGGUCGGAGGCAUCGACAACAGAGUCGACGACGAGAACUUCUGA